UACCCAGUCAAUUAUCCAUUUGUUACCAUUAUCCAAAAGCAGCUCCUCCGUACGAAUCGGUCGGAAUAAAUCAAAGCGAUUAAUGAGUCGCAACAAAUAAAAAUCUAUAAAAUGGCUGCAAUGGACACAACAAUCGACUGGCAAACAUCUUGCCAUGAACUGAAAGACCGAGGUGAACAUUUGCUAAAAAGUGGCAAAUGGGCCGAUUGCCAUUUCUUGGUCGGAGCCGAACCGAAUCAAAUCAUGCUGCCCGCACACAAACUCAUCAUGUCAAUGGCAUCACCCGUUUUCGAUGCUAUGUUCAAUGGCGGACUUCCUGAAAAGAAUGAUCCAAUCGAAAUAUUGGAUGUGCAGCCUGAGGCAUUCAAAUCAUUGAUGGAGUACAUUUACACCGACAAGAUCAGCAUCAACAGCGUGGAUAGAGCGUUCGAUCUGUGUUAUGUGGCGAAGAAGUAUAUGAUUCCGUACGUGGUCGAAGUGUGUACGAAAUUUUUGUGGUCGGAUUUAUGUCCGAAAAAUGUUUGCCGAGCAUUCGAAUUCGCCAAUUUAUUCGAAGAGCCUCGUUUAGCUGAACGAUGCCUACAGAUUAUUUGCUCUAAAACGAUGGACAUUCUGUCUGAUACCAGCUUCGAGGACAUCGAACUAUCAACAUUGUUGACCAUUCUAGACCAAGAAUACUUGCACAUCGAAUCUGAAUUGGACUUAUUCAACGCAAUGGCGCACUAUGCCGACAAACAUGACUACCGGAAACCAAUUACCAAAGAAGAAGAAGAACAACUCAAUAAUGCUGGUGAAGGUACUUCGACCAGCCAACAACAGGAUGAAAUGCGUAACAAUGUCGACGACCGGCAUACAACAUUUCGAGAAGCAAUUCGGAAAAUUCGUUUUUUGACUCUCACUCCCAAACAGUUUGCCGAAAAUGUUGUCCGAACAAAUAUCCUAAAUCAAUCAGAGGCAUUCGCCAUUCUAAUGAACAUAUCCAGUCCAACACAUGACAUUUGUCCGAUGCCCGACGGAUUUAGUUUAAGCACAAAGCCGAGAACGUACGAACCGUGUUUGGCGGUCGUACCUCCGCAGGACGUCGUUCGUGUGCAGCCGUUUUACGGCUUCAGCGAAGAGCAAAUUGCAUUAACACAAAAUGGACUGCGGGAGCCGACCUCAUCACGUAGUGCGUUGGAAGCGUCACGAAACGUAAUGGAAACCCGAAAAUUUUACGCCACACGAACGAUUCGCCAGCACGAAUCAAUUGAUUAUUUCAACACGAGCGUGUCGGACUGCUCUCUAACAUUUAUGGUCGACCGAAGCAUAUGCAUCACGGGUAUCCAAGUACCUACUCAGGUACUGGGCGAUCAAAUCUGUCAUGCUGGACUGAUACCAGAUAGAUAUUCCGAACUACUGUACGCUCAUCUGCUCGAUUCACAAGGAUCCCGGCUAACGUAUACACAUUCCUCUUCGCGCGUCCGCUUCGAUUCGUUGCUGGAAAUUUCGUUCGAUCGACCCAUUUACAUUAUACGGAACAAGGUCUACAAAAUCGGUGUGGCAUUCAACAAAUCCGGCUGGUAUCCGAUGUGCACUUGUGUGCCCUUGAUUACAUGCGAAAAUGUAUGCUUCACAUUCAAUGUUGGUUCACCGAAUGAAUCGGUGCGGGAUGGUUUGAUUCGGGCGAUUGUAUUCCAGUUGACGCGCGUGAAUUGAUAUUGAUAUGUGACUGGGACGUUCAAACAUGGAUUUUAAUGUUGAAAAUAUACAAUUAUGAAAUAA
Messenger RNA from Bradysia coprophila, 1761 nucleotides. RefSeq lists its product as uncharacterized. Gene Ontology annotation, cellular component: cytosol; P-body. Lineage: Eukaryota; Metazoa; Arthropoda; Insecta; Diptera; Sciaridae. The record is from RefSeq and is a predicted model, not a curated record. Gene Ontology annotation, molecular function: protein binding. Gene Ontology annotation, biological process: neurogenesis.